This is a messenger RNA of Medicago truncatula (barrel medic), 1257 nucleotides long. Its product is annotated as chaperone protein dnaJ GFA2, mitochondrial. The transcript is spliced from 14 exons. Lineage: Eukaryota; Viridiplantae; Streptophyta; Magnoliopsida; Fabales; Fabaceae. Gene Ontology annotation, biological process: response to heat; protein refolding. Bases 1 to 1062 code for a protein of 353 amino acids. The record is from RefSeq and is a predicted model, not a curated record. Gene Ontology annotation, molecular function: heat shock protein binding; ATP binding. Gene Ontology annotation, cellular component: cytoplasm.
AUGUUUUUUGCACCCCCCAACUAUUUUAUAGCAUCGUUGACAAGGGACUAUUAUGAUGUUCUUGGUGUGAGUGAGGAUGCAAGCCUUUAUAUAAAGAAAACUUACUAUGAGCUUGCAAAGAAGAUCCAUCCAGACACAAAUAAAGAUGAUCCUGAGGCCGAAAAGAAGUUUCAAGAAGUUACAUUGGCAUAUGAGGUUUUGAAGGAUGGGGAAAAACAUCAACAGUAUGAUCAGGUUGGACAUGAUGCCUAUGUAAACCAAAAAUGCACUUGUUUCAGAGACGAGCCUGACUUUAAUCCUUUCGGAUAUCAUAUUUUCGAUAUGAGGGCUGACGGGGAGGAUGUCAAGGGUGGCGGGGAGGAUGUCAAGACUGUCAUUGAACUAUCUUUUAUGGAAGCUAUCCAAGGGUGCACCAAAACUCUGUCAUUUCAGGCAGAUGUGCUUUGUAAUGCUUGUGGUGGGAGUGGUGUUCCUCCCGGUACAAAACCUGAAACUUGUAAGCGAUGUAAAGGGUCAGGAAAGGUAAUUAUACAAACUGUGAUAGGCGGAGUGAAGAUUCCUUGUAUUAACUGCAAGGGAACCGGAGUAAUUGCAACGGAUUUCUGUAGGCCUUGCAAGGGUAGGAAAGUUGUCAAAGGAACAAAGUCAGUCAAGUUGGAUAUUAUACCUGGCAAAGACAACAAUGAGACCCUAAAGGUGGAUGGAAGCGGUGGAGCAGAUCCUGAUGGAGAUCAUCCUGGUGAUCUAUAUGUUACUGUCAAGUUUUCUUUUAAAUAUUUAUUUCAGGCGAUUUUAGGGGCAAUCAUCGAGGUCCCAUCUUUUACUACCGGAAGUGUAAUGAUCAAGGUCCACCCAGGCACCCAACCUGGUCAGAAGGUGGUUAUGAAAGGGAAAGGUAUAAGGAAAGGAAAAAAUACCUUCAAAUAUGGAGACCAAUAUAUUCAUUUUAAUGUCAGCAUUCCAACAAAACUGGCAGAGAGACAGCGUGAAUUGAUCCAAGAUUUUGUGAAGGAAGGGCAAGAGGAAUCAGAUAAAUGGAAAGCUGCUUCAGCUCCUAGUUAAAAACAUUUGCAGAGCCUCCACUUUUAAUUAUUUAUUUAGUGAAACCAAUUCAUGCUCAAAUAGAUGAGAAUCCACUUGCUGAUGAAGUUUUUGCAGGUUUCUGGAAUCAAAUAUUAUAUGAGUUUUUUUAUCACACGUGUUGUUCACAGUUCAAAUUAUAAAAGUUAGAACUUAGAAAUCAAUAUUGUGCAUAUG